AUGAAUUUUGCACGAAUUUAUCACACAGCAUCUACAUUAGCAAAUGGAUCAGUAUUAGUUGCUGGUGGACAGAACAAUACUUAUCUCAAUAGUGCUGAAUUGUACAAUCCAUUAACAGGCACUUGGACAACCACAGGAAGCAUGAGUGCCGCACGAGAACAACACACAGCAACCAUAUUAGCAAAUGGAUUAGUAUUAGUUGCUGGUGGCCACAGCAGUAAUCCUCUCAAUAGUGCUGAAUUGUAUAAUUCAUCAACAGGCACUUGGAUAACUACAGGAAGCAUGAAUACCGUACGAAUGUAUCACACAGCAUCCACACUAGCAAAUGGAUUAGUAUUAGUUAUUGGUGGAUAUGGUAGUACUAAUUAUCUCACUAGUGCUGAAUUGUACAAUUCAUCAACAGGUACCUGGACAACCACAGGAAACAUGAGUUUCGCACGAGCAUUUCCCACAGCAUCCAUAUUAGCAAAUGGAUCAGUAUUAGUUACUGGUGGACAAAGUAUCGGUGGUGCUCCUCUCAAUAGUGCUGAAUUGUACAAUCCAUUAACAGGCACUUGGACAGCUACAGGAAGCAUGAGUUCCGCACGAGAAUAUCACACAGCAUCUACAUUAGCAAAUGGAUCAGUAUUAGUCGCUGGCGGAGACAACGGUACUAGUUUUCCCAAUAGUGCUGAAUUGUAUAAUCCAUCAACGGGUGCUUGGGCAACUACAGGAAGCAUGAGCUUCGCACGAGAAUAUCACACAGCAUCCACAUUAGCAAAUGGAUUUGUAUUAGUUGCUGGUGGAGCGAAUAUCAAUAGUGAAAUCAAUAGUGCUGAAUUGUAUAAUCCAUUAACAGGCACUUGGACAACCACAGCAAACCCGAGUACCAUACGACAAUGGCACGCAGCAUCGAUAUUAGCAAAUGGAAAAGUAUUAGUUACUGGCGGAUAUGGUACUACUUAUCUCAAUAGUGCUGAGCUAUAUUAA
Adineta steineri is the source of this 969-nucleotide messenger RNA. The record is from the annotation of a GenBank genome assembly. NCBI's taxonomy places the organism in Eukaryota, Metazoa, Rotifera, Eurotatoria, Adinetida, Adinetidae.